Xiphias gladius (swordfish) is the source of this 2543-nucleotide messenger RNA. RefSeq names its product metalloproteinase inhibitor 4-like. Gene Ontology annotation, cellular component: extracellular matrix. Gene Ontology annotation, biological process: negative regulation of endopeptidase activity; negative regulation of membrane protein ectodomain proteolysis. The record is from RefSeq and is a predicted model, not a curated record. NCBI's taxonomy places the organism in Eukaryota, Metazoa, Chordata, Actinopteri, Istiophoriformes, Xiphiidae. Gene Ontology annotation, molecular function: metalloendopeptidase inhibitor activity; protease binding. The transcript is spliced from 6 exons. The coding region runs from base 218 to 892 and encodes 224 amino acids.
GACCAGAGUGUGAGGGGAUCCAACUAUUCUGCCUUUCAGCUCAGCAGAGCUCAUCUUACUACUUCAACUCAACUGUCUUAUCUGACCCCCCUCCCUCCCCUGCUGACUGCCAGCCUGAUUUGCUGAUUUUCUUCCCGGGGAACUUAACGGGAUCAGAAGAGGUUGCCGAGCGUUGAUCGAUCGAGUGGUGGAGCGGUCAGAGGCAGCCAGAGUCGUUAUGGCCGUGUCCCAGGAGCAGAGUGUGUGUCUGGGGCUCUGGGUGCUCCUUUUGCUUGGUGCAGGCAUGGAAGAAGCAGUGGAGGGAUGUAGCUGCCACCCAGCACACCCACAGCAGCUUUUCUGCAGCGCUGAGAUCGUGAUAAGGGCAAAGAUCUCUGGAGAGAAGAUUGUGUCACCUAGCAACAGCUCCUCACCUUACAUGAAAAUGAUCCAAUAUGAAAUCAAAAUGAUCAAGAUGUUCAAAGGUUUUGACAAGGCCAAGGAUAUCCAGUACGUGUACACUCCAGUCUUCUCCUCGCUAUGUGGAGUCAAACUGGACUCCAACAAUAAAGCAGGGUAUCUGCUCUCAGGGAGUAUGUGGAGUGAUGGGAGGAUUUCUAUUGGCCAGUGUGACCUGGUCGAGUCCUGGGACAACUUAUCACUGUCACAAAAGAAGAAUCUCAACUACAGAUACCAGAUGGGCUGUGAAUGCAGGAUCAACACUUGCUACACAGUGCCGUGUGCGUCUACAGGAGAAAACGAGUGCUUGUGGACUGACUGGCUGCUGGAUAACAGCCUAAAUGGGGAGCAGGCUCGGCAGUACUCCUGCAUCCGCCGCUCCGACACAACCUGUAGCUGGUACCGGGGUGGACCUCCACCUGAGAAAGACUUCCUGGACAUGACUGACCCUUGACCUGUAAUUCUGACACUGCCUCUGAUUUCACUCCAUUUGACUCCUGCAACACCUCGAGAAAAAAAUGUCCUGCUUUUGCUUAUGUAGCUCAAAUUUGGCAUGCAAAGUAGCAACGGAUUUCACUGCAAAAUUGGCUGAUUUUUACAUUCAAUGGAGUUUAACUCACCCCUGAGCUUCUGUUAGCAGAGGUCAGGUGGUUGCUACAGCAAUGCUAGGAAAAGUUUUAUAAUCUGCAGGGGCUUUCCGCAUUCCUCUGAGUCAUUUUCUCGCUCUCACACAUUCCACUGCGCUUGCUGUUUACCACAGAAUAAGAAUAGCAGCAGACCAUCCACUGCAGAUUAUUCAACCCAGAGUGAAUUUUAUUUCCAUCCUCUCUGACAGUAAAUGCAUAAACUUUACAAAAGAGAAAAAUUUGAGGACCUCAUAUUUGUGUAUGCAUAACUAACAAUAAGUUAUGUAGUAAUUUAGGCUAUAAUUUACUGAAAGAAGUAUAAGGAAGUUGAACAGUUACUGUAAAACAACAGGGGGUAAAUAGUAGAAAAAAAGAUGGCAACUUUUGCCACAACCCUACAUUGCAAAGUGUACUCUACAUACUGUAAACAAAUCUUCUGUGCACAGAUUUUUGGAGGUAGACUGCAGCACUGCCAGUGUUUCUUUUGCAAAUGAAAAUGCACUGUACAUAUAUAGAUAAAAGCAACACCAGACCUUCCCCAAUUCAUUAUAUUUUGACAAAAUCUGCCACAGGAAUUAUAUAUAUAUAUGACCAUAAUUCUUGUCUAUCUAAAUCAUAGCAGUUUAUACUCUCAAAUUUCUGAGACUGUAAAUAUUGUACUUCAGUGAGAAUUAACACUUCAAAGGCUAACCAGAUCUUGUUUUAUGGCUUAUAGCGGUUCUUAUCUUGUGGUUUUGUGUGUUUAGUUUCCUUGGUUGAACUCUGUACUAUUUCCUGUGCCAAAAAUCUAAUCCAGCGCUUUAACAACAGCACUGCCACCUGUAGAAGCCAAGCCCCCUCCCCUUAAGGAAAAUGACGUAACAGGACAAGGUUCAAUUCACUAUUUUAACUCCUUCAGAAGAACAGGAAGUGGGUUCUCCUCAAGAUAGUAAAAACUUUGGCACAAGACGUUAACCAACAAAAAGAGAAAUAACUCUUCAUAAAUGAGCUAUACUUAAUGAUUAAAGUGUUAUUUUUAUAGGAAUUAUUUAAUAUAAUGACUCAACAUUAAUUCAAGCGACCCAAAUCUGAAUUGACCCCUGUCUUGUUACUGGAUUACUUCACUGAAGUCAUACAGAUUAAAAUGCAUUAUCCCUUGUUAUCUUCAUGCAUUAGCCAAUAUGUCAAGAUCAUAUUAGGCUCACAUUCAUCAAUGAAAUAGUCCCAUUUCAACUGCACAAUGCAGCAAUUUGCUUGAUAUGAAAUAUGUUAAUGGUAACAUUUUUCCAAACAUUUCAUGACUGAUAUGAUCAUAGUGCAUAAUUUCUGCAUGGCUUUAGUGAAGGGCUAUCAGACUAUUCCAUUUUUGUUUUAUACUGAACGAAUUGUUUGGGUUUGUAUUUAUGUCUCUGUUUCUGUCUAAAUAGAGUUUUCUAUUUCCAUGUACCAAAAAAGAUUGUAUAUAAAAUGUCUCAAUGGAAUAAAGUGUCACUGACUCUU